GCAAAAUAUUGCGAUUGUUCCGUUUUGUUUCAUUUCGUCGCGUUUGUGUUGUGUAAAAAGGAAAAUUAACAACAAUUGCUUGUGAAAACAUAUCGUUCCCCACACGUUUCAUCACCGGUGCACGAUGCAGAAGUACGAAAAGCUGGAGAAAAUCGGCGAAGGCACCUACGGCACCGUAUUUAAGGGCAAAAACCGGGACACACUCGAGAUAGUGGCGCUGAAACGAGUCCGGCUCGACGAGGACGACGAGGGUGUACCGAGUUCGGCGCUGCGAGAAAUCUGCCUGCUGAAAGAGCUGAAGCAUAAAAACAUUGUCCGCCUGUACGAUGUGCUGCAUUCCGAUAAGAAGCUUACGCUAGUCUUCGAACACUGUGAUCAGGAUCUGAAAAAGUACUUCGACAGUUUGAACGGCGAGAUCGACCCGGACGUUGUGAAAAGCUUCAUGUACCAGCUACUCCGUGGGCUCGCCUUUUGCCACAGCCACAACGUUCUGCACCGGGAUCUGAAGCCACAGAAUUUGCUGAUCAACAAGAACGGGGAACUGAAGCUGGCCGAUUUCGGGCUGGCCCGUGCAUUCGGCAUCCCGGUGAAGUGCUACUCGGCCGAGGUGGUUACGCUAUGGUACCGUCCACCGGAUGUUCUCUUCGGUGCCAAACUGUACACGACUAGCAUUGAUAUGUGGUCGGCCGGGUGUAUCUUUGCCGAGCUGGCCAAUGCUGGGCGGCCACUUUUCCCCGGCUCGGACGUGGACGAUCAGCUGAAGCGGAUAUUUAAGCUGCUCGGAACACCCACGGAGGACACUUGGCCAGGAAUAACGCAGCUAUCGGACUAUAAACCGUUUCCUUUGUAUCCUCCAACAACAUCCUGGAGCCAGGUGGUGCCACGAUUAAACUCCAAGGGUCGCGACCUACUGCAGAAACUGCUCGUCUGCCGUCCACUGUUGAGACUAAGCGCCGAACAGGCGAUGGGACAUCCGUACUUUACCGAAAACUGAAAGCGGUUCUAGCAGUUAAGGGCGUUGCUGACGACCAAAGCACACCCCGGAGCGCCACCAGCCGCCACCGCUGCUGACCCCAUUCCUCAAAAGCCUCCCCAAAUGCCUCCGGCAUGCGAACGUGUGACCAAACGGGACAAUUCGGAACGGAGCAGCUCGACCGUGGUUCUCACCUCUACGCCACUGGACACAAUCAACGAGUGAACAAUGUCGAUAUAUCGCAACCAAUUUCUAGUCGGGAACUUACUCGUGCACGUGUUGAAUGUGGUUUGUCCAUUCGGCGCUAACUAUUCUAAUGUGAUUUCGUUCUUUAAAUCAUACGAACCAAACUUUUCCCCCAAUUUUGCAUCGAAGUAGACGUAUAUUUUGUUUGAGAGUUUUUUUUCUUCAUUCGAAGAACAUACGGUAGGAUAAACGUGUGCAUUUAGUUGUCCGAUCAGCGAGCAGGAUGUGUUUCCAAAACGAAGGUUCUCAUAGGGAUAGCGACAUAAAAAUUUAAUUUAUCGUAAAAAGAUUUGAUAAUGAUUUCGUUAUCAUCUUACCGUCGACCUGAUCAUCAUUCCUCGUAAUGUGAUGAUAGGAUUUCGUACUGAUUUAUUUUCUUUUCUUUUUAUUGUUUUGUUACUGAAUUUUAAUGAAAAAAAAUAACCUAGUUUGAAGUAAAGCGAACAAAUGAAAAUGGUUAGGGACAGGGAACAAGGGUAAUACCCUUAGCUCAGAUUUACCGCCAGUUGAUGUAAUAACUACUGCAAUCUAAUGCCAUUUAUAUGUAAAAACUAUACGAAUAAAAUCACUCAUAGUUUCGGUAGUAAAAUGAUUCUCAAAUUUCGUUCAUCCGAACGAGAGCAAUUCCUUAAACAUUGUGUACGACACGGAUUUUUUUUUCUUAUGACUUUAGUGGCUAAAACGCAUUUAUUUCUCCGAUUUUUACAUCACACAUAAAAUUACAUACACAUUAAGUUAAAUAUAUGUUUGGUUUACCUUUUUUGUGUUUAGCUUUCCCAUUUCCAGCCAGUUUCCAGUGCUGUCCUUUUCAUUCAUC
Messenger RNA from Anopheles coustani, 2036 nucleotides. It is a transcript of the gene Cdk5, whose product is annotated as cyclin-dependent kinase 5 homolog. Gene Ontology annotation, biological process: protein phosphorylation; synaptic vesicle transport; axonogenesis. Lineage: Eukaryota; Metazoa; Arthropoda; Insecta; Diptera; Culicidae. The record is from RefSeq and is a predicted model, not a curated record. Gene Ontology annotation, cellular component: cytoplasm; nucleus. The coding region runs from base 125 to 994 and encodes 289 amino acids. The transcript is spliced from 2 exons. Gene Ontology annotation, molecular function: ATP binding; cyclin-dependent protein serine/threonine kinase activity.